Messenger RNA from Blastomyces dermatitidis ER-3, 3450 nucleotides. Its product is annotated as SWIB/MDM2 domain-containing protein. Gene Ontology annotation, cellular component: RNA polymerase I upstream activating factor complex; nucleus. The transcript is spliced from 5 exons. NCBI's taxonomy places the organism in Eukaryota, Fungi, Ascomycota, Eurotiomycetes, Onygenales, Ajellomycetaceae. The record is from RefSeq and is a predicted model, not a curated record. The coding region runs from base 966 to 1811 and encodes 281 amino acids. Gene Ontology annotation, molecular function: RNA polymerase I cis-regulatory region sequence-specific DNA binding. Gene Ontology annotation, biological process: nucleolar large rRNA transcription by RNA polymerase I; transcription initiation at RNA polymerase I promoter.
GGCUCCAGCCUCGGAUAUUUUAAGCAUACUAUACUAUGCUGCGCACUCGCAAUCUUUCCCGCCUCCAGAGCUUGCAGAACACUCCAGCUCUAACUACUAACCACAACGGCUGAGGGAGCUUCUAGAUAUUACUGAAGAUGCAUACUAGUUCUCUGAGUGAAAUUCUCUUUCCAUAGUUACUUUCCUCCUGAGUUUUCUUUAUCGCUGUACCCCGUACUCGCAGCUCCAGGCCUAUCCUAGCUUAUUAUUAAGGACAUACUCCGUACAUACUCCGUAUAUAGUAGUAGUUAUAUACUCCGUACUUCCAUGCUUUGGGGCACUAGUAACUAACCCGCCCUAAUCCCGUCCGCAGCCAACCAAAAGGCCCUUUUCUACUAAUUAUCCGCGCUGCAUCAAGCAUCCCGCCGCUUUGGUUCAUCCACCCGCUCUUCCUUCAUUCUCCUCGGUAACUCCCUUUUUGUUUUCCGCCUAUAAAACAAUUGUGUGUUUCAUCUCCUGCUCCUUCUACUAUCCUACUCUUGAUUCCUCUCAUGUCUCUUUGAUAUUCCAUAUUUCUUUAUUUCUCAGGUCCUUCUUAAAUUCCAUCACUUAUUGCUUUUAUACUCUAUGCAUCCAACAUCUUCUUAAGUUCUUAUUAGAUACUACUAGCUUGCCAGCCACUCGUCCUCCACUCAUAUUGGCCAAUCUUAUUCCAUAACUUACUUUUCUGCUCCAAGUACCGUACCGUACCCCGCCAGCCCGAGCAACCGCCAGCAAAGCGCACUAACGCUUUCUGGCGCUACUUUUGAUCCCAGCUUUUGCCGCGACACUCUGUCAGGGCACCCACCUGACCAGCUCAUAUUGGACUCGUUCCACCUCCUGCUACAGCUCCAGCUGCACCGGCGAUUAAUUUCCUAAAUAUCUCUUUUACAUUUCAACCAGCUGGGAAGCUUCAACGUCUUCAGGGCUAUUCUAGGCUCGCAAACAUGGAGUUGUCCGACGACGUUCAAGCGUCAUAUAUCAAAAUCAUCGACUCCAUCCUUGCUACCAGUGACUUGAAUACUAUAUCGGAGAAGCGCAUACGGAGAGGCUUGCAAGAUGCCGUCGACUACGAUAUCACCCCUCACAAGGCCGCGAUCAAACUUCUAAUUAUGCAGCGCUUCGAUAUCUUUGCGGAACAGAGUGAGAAGCAGGCGGAAUCUACCUCCCCCGUCAACGGCCAUUCGUCGAAUGGUCAACUCAACGCCCCAACGGUCGAGCCCAUCUCCCCCGCCCUAUCUACCUCCCCGCAAAAACGCAGCGCAGAGCCUGAAAGCGCCUCAGAUCCCGGAGAUAAAUCUCCACCCAAGAAGAACAGAAAGUCAGACUUAGAACUUGCCGACGCGAUCUUGGCGGCCAAAUUGCAAGCCGAGGAAAAUCUACGAGCGCGACCUACCAGAGGCGCAAAUUCGAGGAAGGCUGCGCCUAUCAAGAAAAAGAAACCUGCUACGAAGUCAAAGACAUCAAAGAAAGUGAAAGCGGAGGACGAUUCAGACCUAGAUGAGCCGGAUUCGGAACCCAAAAGGGAGGUCACGCGAACGGGUGGUUUUCAUAAACCCCUCACGUUAUCCCCUACGCUCUCUACCCUUCUAGGCGGUGAAAUAACGCUUUCUCGACCUCAAACUGUGAAAAAGGUGUGGCAAUAUAUACGCGAAAACAGCCUCCAAGAUCCAUCUGAUCGACGCCAAAUCCUAUGCGAUGACCUCAUGCGAGCGGUCUUUAAACAAGACCGAAUACACAUGUUCACAAUGACCAAGAUCCUCAACCAGAACCUGUAUAACCCUGACGAGUAAAAAUUCAAAUAACGUAGCCCCACGACCAAGAAUAAGAAAGGCUCCCUUUCUUAUCGCCAAUUCAUAUCCUCAUCAUCAUUAUCAUAAUCCGGCGUUUAUCUGGCAAACGGGGGAGUCAUUUGCACAUCCUUCUUUUAGUUUUAAUUCCCCCCUUUUAUAAUCUGCCAUCAGGUUACCCAUUGUGCCAUAAUGCCGUGAAGUCAAAUCAUCCCUUCAUCGCUUCCGUUUCUUUUUUACUGUUUACUUUCUUCUUUCGCUCUCUGUUCUUUUCUUUUUUUUUUUUCUCCUUUUGGUUUUAUAUUUCCUCAUUCUCAUCCUAAGACAUAUACCAUGCAAUAUAUUUGCUUUGCUAUCCGCCCACUUUUUCUCUUAUCCUAUGUUAGCCGCCUCUCUGUAUCUUCCCAGUGAAGUUCCUCGUGCAUUAUCUUUUGGCCGUUUUGUCAGUUUCCUAACUAUUCACUACAAGAGGUGUGGUGGGAUCACUCAUUCUACAAAUUUUCUUUUAUGGGAACCCACUGAAUAUGUUUUAAAGCAUUCUGAUUAAGUGGUUUCUUCCGAACCGAGAACACUCUCCGCGCGGCCUUGCAAGAUGAUCUAGGAGACUAUCUUCAUGCUCGUUUCUCUCCUUCAUCCCUUCCUUUACAUUUUUUAUCAUUUACUUACCAUAUCUCGCUCCAGCGGGUGGAGUUGGUUGGUGGGAAUGUCCCUUGUUUGUGCUAAAUGGAUAUGAAACUCUCAGUUUGUCAUGUUAUCUAUUUCCACACGCCUUCAUUUGGGAUUCUCGGUUGUCUUCUGCUUCUCUAUUUCAUUUUUUUGAUCUUGUUGUCUCUUUAUCGUUUUGUCUCUCCUAUACUCCUCACGUCGGAGCCUUUGGAUUUCCAAUUUCUUGCGUCAGCUUUCUUGCUUCUGCCUCUUCUUCUGCGCUUAUUAUUUCCAAGCCGUACCUCUGUUUCCUUCACUGCGUCUUUGGCUUCUUUAAAUCUCUAUUUCUAGCUGUUGAAUCUACUCUUAUUAUUGGUUGCGCUCUAUCACUACCAUCUGACUAUCCUCAGCCAACCAACCCUCCUUUCCCUUUUGUGCAUUCGCCCUCUUAAGAUUCUUAAUGCUUAUGACCGGCUUUCAUUUCGCAAUAUUGUCUCUUAAUGUCUUCUACACAUCUUAACUUUUGGGAACAUACAGACGUGUCUUCUCUCUCCCUCUUUUUCUUUCCUGCAUUCCUCCCUUUUAUCCGUGGAGAAGGAAAGAAGAUAGACAUGAACAAGGAGAGAAAGGGGAGAAAAGCGGGAACAAUACAUGAAUAAAUACAUCUGUCUAAUAUGUCUAAUAUACCUGCAUUGCCUAAACAUUCAUCUCUUCCGGCCCGCUCUGGGACUUUGUCGGGUUAAUCAAUACUGGGCCGAAGGAAGCACUUGCUAAAAAUUCUUCAUCUAUUAGUAGAUUCCGCCAGUGAGAGCAAGCCAAGCAGCUGUUUCUCCACGAUGGAUGGGCGAAGACAUAUAUAUGCCUUAGGCAGAUCAGGGCAUACCUAGAUACGAAUGACUGUCCAGGCGAGAUACUCCCCUAAAAAAUUGAUACAGCAGCUCACUACAUUAAUUUGCCCAACAUCGCAUACUCCUAACGAAAUCCUUUGUCAACUGGU